This is a messenger RNA of Tetrahymena thermophila SB210, 666 nucleotides long. RefSeq names its product glutathione S-transferase, carboxy-terminal domain protein. Lineage: Eukaryota; Ciliophora; Oligohymenophorea; Hymenostomatida; Tetrahymenidae. The transcript has 2 exons. Gene Ontology annotation, biological process: translational elongation. The record is from RefSeq and is a predicted model, not a curated record. Gene Ontology annotation, cellular component: nucleus; cytoplasm.
AUGUCAGAAUUAUAGAUUUUAGGUCCUUUAGGAAAUAUUCAUAUCAACAUCGCAUUGAUUAUUGCAGAAUUAGCAGGUGUUCCUUUGAAGCAUGUAGUAGUUGAACACAAAGAAGCAACUGGCAAAGAAUUCGUAAAGAAAUAUCCUCUAGGUUUAAUCCCUAUUCUCAUUACUCCUGAUAGAGAGACUAUUUUGACUCCAGUUGCUAUUUUUAAAUAUAUUGCAAGAGCAGGAAAAUAAUUAUUAGGCUCUUCUCCUCUUGAUGAGACUAAGAUUGAUCAAUUUUUGGAUAUUAUUUUGGGUAAUUUGCAUAAAUCUUAUGAAGAUAUCACAACUAGUAUCUAUGGAUACAGAGAAUAUGAUGAAACCUCAGUUAAAAAUGCCAAAAAGCUUUUUGAAAAGAAUUUAAAGUUUAUUAACGAUGCUUUAAAGAUUGAUACUUACCUAGUUGGCUAAAAGUUAUCUAUUGUCGAUAUAGCAUUAGCUGCAGUCCUUCAUCGUACAUUCAAAAUAGCCUUUGAUGACAAAUUCAGAUCUGAAAAUCCUCAUACAGUUCGUCACCUUAGAUAUUUCAGCAGUAUUCCUGUUUUCUCUAAAUACUUUGGCAGAUUAACAUUAGCUUCAGGUGACUGGGCUCCUGCUAAAAAAGCUGCAGUCAAAGCUUGA